Aspergillus aculeatus ATCC 16872 is the source of this 1602-nucleotide messenger RNA. RefSeq names its product cytochrome P450. The record is from RefSeq and is a predicted model, not a curated record. Gene Ontology annotation, molecular function: heme binding; monooxygenase activity; iron ion binding. The transcript has a single exon. Bases 1 to 1602 code for a protein of 533 amino acids. NCBI's taxonomy places the organism in Eukaryota, Fungi, Ascomycota, Eurotiomycetes, Eurotiales, Aspergillaceae.
AUGCAUUCAACAACUUUCGCCGCGCUUAUAGGAUUUUUCCUCCUAAUUAGCGUGUUCUUGAUCACACGCCGGCCGAAAGCAUCUUCCUCUUCCUUACCCUUACCACCAGGACCCAAGCCACUGCCUUUGAUAGGCAAUGUCCAUCAAGCUCCCAGGUCCCAUGGAUGGAGGACAUAUCGCGAAUGGAAUGAGCAAUACGGACCGAUCGUUCACCUCAAUAUGCUUGGACAACCGGUCAUCAUUUUGUCGACCUCGGAAGUAGCCCACGACCUGCUCGCCAAGCGUGGAGCGAUCUUUUCCGAUCGACCUCGACUGUUUCUCGCGACGGAGUUAGCAUUGAAGGGGCUCAACAUCCUCAUGAUGAACUACACCGAUCAAUUCCGGCAUCAUCAGCGGCUCCAGGUGUCCGUGCUGAACGCGACUCCGGCCGCAGCAUAUCUCCCCAUCCAAACCCUAGAGUCCCAACAGUUGCUGUACGAUCUCUUGCAAACAAGCGGAAGCGUGGGGAUUGAUGCCCAAGGGCCGUUCCAGCGGACCACGGCCAGCAUCAUCCACACCUUACUGUAUGGCUUCCGGAUUCAAGACCCCAACGACCCCGUCCUCCGCAGCGUGGUCCACCUCAACGAGGAAUUCUCCGAAUUCAUCCAGGUGGGUGCGCAUAUCGUCGACCAGUUCCCGGUGCUGAACCACCUGCCGGGCUUUCUGGCGCCCUGGAAGGCGAAAGCGGAGAACCACUAUACCACCAAGUAUAGCCUGCGUCUCAGCAACUUCCGCCGGGCGCUGGAGGAUUCAGACGCCUGGAACAUCUCCAAGCAGCUGAAAAAGACGGUUGAAACGGAUGAUCAUCGCGACAUGCCUCUGGACGAGCUCGCUUUCGAGCUGGGGACGAUGAUCGACGCCGCGCUCGACGGCACGACCGACAGCCUGGUCUGGUUUGUGGUCGCGUGCAUUACUCAGAAGCAGAGCUUCAUCACCAAGGCCCGCGCCGAGCUCGACGCCGUGGUCGGCCGGGACCGGCUGCCGCUGCCCGACGAUAAGCCCAACCUGCCGUACAUCACCGCGACCGUCGAGGAACUCCUCCGGUGGCGGCCCGCCGGCCCGGAGGGCGCGCCGCACCUCAACCGCGAGGAGACGACCUACAACGGCUACCGCAUCCCCAAGGGCUCGGUGGUGGUGGCCAACAUCUGGACGAUCGCGCGCGAAGAGGCCGUCUUCGGCCCCAACAUGGACGCUUUCAUCCCGGAACGCUGGCUGGAUGACAACGGGGACUUACGGUCUUCGCUUCCGGCGCCAGCGUUCGGGUAUGGACGACGGGCCUGCCCCGGACGGUACUUCGCGCGUAAUGUCCUCUGGAUUGUUGUGGCGCGGUUGCUCUGGUCGUUUGAUAUCAAAGCCGGUGUGUCUGAGGAGACGGGCGAGCCGGUCCCCGUGGAUCCGGAAGCGUGCACUUACGGUCUGGUCAUGCGCGCCCUGCCCUUCAAGGCGCGAUUUGUCCCGCGCGGAUCGUGGGUGCGUGAGGUCAUCGCGCGAGGGGGGGACACGUAUGGCCAGGAUCACUCGGCGCUGCUUCGGCAGAUUGGGGCUGAGUUUCCGAAGUUGUGA